GUCGGCUUAGAUGGCUCAAUUUCUUGAGCUUGAUCUUGGGGAAGGGCUGGAAACAAGCAACCCUGGGUCUUAGCACACCUGUGCCCCUCCUAGCAUCUAGCACAGCACCUAGCUGGUGCUGUGAUCAGCCUCAGGACACUGCCAGGACCUGUGCCUUCUCACCACGAUGAAUUCACUGGUUUCUUGGCAGCUGAUGCUUUUCCUCUGUGCCUCCUCCUUCAGGGAGACAUUUGAAAAGAUGGCACCCAUGGAGAAUCCUAGACCGACAGGCCAGCGGCUCGGACCCCAGGUCCUCCUGGCCCCCUGGGAGCAGAGCCCGCGCUGCGCAGACAGGAAGCCCGCCGGGGCCCGGCCCAGCCCGCGGGAGGCCUCGCUGUGCCCGCCUCCCAAGAGCCCCGCGGGGCCCCAGCAGCCAGGACUGUGCGCCCCCCGCAGCCGCCUGAUGCCCGCCCCCCGGGGCGCGGUGCUGGUGCCGCGGGAAAGGGACCUGUCCGCCUACAACUGGAACUCCUUCGGCCUGCGCUACGGCAAGCGGCAGACUGCGCCUCCCGCAAGGCUCCGCGGCGGCGCCGGGCGUGGCUGA
Zalophus californianus (California sea lion) is the source of this 583-nucleotide messenger RNA. RefSeq names its product KiSS-1 metastasis suppressor (gene KISS1). NCBI's taxonomy places the organism in Eukaryota, Metazoa, Chordata, Mammalia, Carnivora, Otariidae. The transcript has 3 exons. Gene Ontology annotation, molecular function: kisspeptin receptor binding. Gene Ontology annotation, cellular component: neuron projection. The record is from RefSeq and is a predicted model, not a curated record. Gene Ontology annotation, biological process: positive regulation of cytosolic calcium ion concentration; G protein-coupled receptor signaling pathway. Bases 167 to 583 code for a protein of 138 amino acids.